UUGCAGGAAAAAGUAUUAAUCCAGAAAAAAGAAAAUUGUGUUGAGAAGACUUGAGGGAUUUCUGCGGGAUGUCCAACAAAGGUGUCGAGACGCAAAUUAUAACAAGGAAAAGACACCUUGAAGAUGAUAAUGAAAACAGUGAAAAUGCUCUAGGGAAUGGAAAUAACUUUGAUAAAAUUGCAUUUGGAUCAGCGGGCGGUUAUGAUACGGACGUAUAUGGAAGUGUUCGAGGACAGCGUAAAAAUGAUUACUUAACAUCAAUAAAUGCUGGCGAUGAGGAGGAAGACGCGGAAGAUGAAUUGGUUGGUCCGAUGGCUGCUGCUAAAGCAGCCUAUUCUGCUCCGAAGCGCUUUGUAGAGGAAGCUGCAAGACAUGGACAGGGAGAUGAUCCAUUUGCGGAAACGAGAACAAAGACAAUUGCUGAAAGGCAGAGUAAUUACCAAGCGAGAGCUCGUCAACGACAAAUUUCUCCUGAACGAGCAGAUAUGUUUGCUGAUCAAACACCUGAUGUUCGGGAUCGUUCUUAUGCUCAGAUCAUGAAGGAACAGAUGUUACGUGAAGAAACGGAUAAAGUGGAGAAAGAAUUGGCUGACAAAGCAAAAUCUGGUGAACUGAAAAUUACAAAACCAGCUGCUCCAGCACAGAAAAGAGGACGUUGGGAUGAGACACCAAAAAUUGAGGCGCUUGGUGCGGGAGCCCUAACACCUCAAACACCUGGUUCCACCCAGCGAAGGCGUUUGACACUUACGUCGAAUAUAUCUGCUGCUGCUGCAGAAGUUGCAACUCCACGUGUUGCCCGGUGGGAUGAGACACCAGCUCACGCGGCAGGAGUCGAUGCAACUCCUACUUCUGGAGCAAAAGCAUGGGAUGCGACGCCAUCAACUCAGACACCUCGUCGAAAUCGUUGGGACGAAACUCCACACGAAUCUGUGCGUGAUGGAAUGACGCCAUCAGCAAGGGAGGGAAUGACCCCAGGUUGGGGAGCGGAAACUCCCCGAGACGCUCGUGCAUUUGAAGAUGUCAAGAUUGAGGAAACACCGAGUGAAUCAAAACGUCGGUCGCGUUGGGACUUAACUCCAUCUGCUGCCACACCGGUUGCUGCAGCUGCAACACCAUCAAGUACUCAUAUGGCCGGUGGUGCAACACCAUCAGGUUUUACACCAAGCGGAGCAGGAAUGACACCAUCAAUGAUGACACCUGGUGGAACCACACCUAUUGGUACACCUGCAAUGGGACUUAAAACUCCAAUUAUGCCAAUGGUACCGAUGACACCAGAUCAGAUGGCACUUUUCAAGUGGGAAAGAGAGAUUGAUGAAAGGAACAGGCCUUUGUCUGAUGAAGAACUAGAUGCAUUGUUCCCGCCGGGAUACAAGGUGUUGCCACCACCAAAUGGCUACAUACCACUUCGAACCCCGGGUCGUAAGCUUUUAGCAACGCCUACCCCAAUGGGGGCAACAGGAACACCAAUGGGAUUCAUCAUGCAAGGAACACCAGAACGACCUGGUUUGGCCGAUAAAGGUGUUGCUGGAUUGAUUGAUACCCAACCAAAAAAUGCAGAGUUGCCUCCACUGAAGCCGGAGGAUAUUCAGUAUUUUGACAAGCUCUUGAUGGAAGUGGACGAAAGCACACUGAGCAAGGAAGAAUUGAUUGAACGUGAAAUUAUGACUUAUCUUUUAAAAAUCAAAAACGGGACACCUCCGCAACGAAAAUCUGGUUUGCGUAAGAUCACAGAAAAUGCACGACGUUUUGGAGCUGGAGCGCUUUUUAAUCAAAUAUUACCUCUUUUGAUGUCUCCUACACUAGAGGAUCAGGAAAGGCAUUUGAUGGUGAAGGUGAUCGAUCGUGUUUUAUAUAAGCUUGAUGAUCUCGUUCGACCAUAUGUCCAUAAAAUAUUGGUCGUUAUUGAACCGUUGUUGAUCGACGAAGAUUAUUACGCACGUGUUGAAGGAAGGGAAAUUAUUUCAAAUCUUGCAAAGGCAGCCGGUCUGGCGACAAUGAUUUCGACGAUGCGGCCAGAUAUUGAUAAUGUCGACGAAUAUGUACGAAAUACAACAGCUCGAGCUUUUGCUGUUGUCGCUUCAGCUCUUGGCAUUCCAGCUCUUCUUCCGUUUCUGAAGGCAGUUUGUAAAAGUAAAAAAAGUUGGCAAGCAAGGCACACGGGUAUUAAGAUAGUGCAACAGAUGGCUAUACUUAUGGGAUGUGCAGUUUUACCACAUCUCCGUUCACUUGUUGAAAUUGUGGAAACAGGCCUCGUUGAUGAUCAGCAAAAGGUGCGGACAAUAACAGCUCUUUGUUUGGCAGCUCUUGCUGAAGCUGCAACGCCGUACGGUAUCGAAGCAUUUGACUCUGUUUUAAAGCCACUUUGGAAGGGUAUUCGGUCACAUCGGGGGAAGGGUCUUGCUGCCUUUUUAAAGGCAAUCGGUUUCCUGAUUCCUUUGAUGGAUGCUGAAUAUGCAUCUUACUAUACGCGUGAAGUAAUGCUUAUAUUGAUUCGAGAAUUUGCAUCUCCCGACGAAGAAAUGAAGAAAAUUGUGCUGAAGGUAGUAAAACAGUGCUGCGCAACGGAUGGUGUUGAAGCGGCUUAUAUCCGUGAUGAAAUCCUAGCACAUUUCUUCAAAGCAUUUUGGAACCAUCGUAUGGCACUUGAUCGACGUAACUACCGACAGCUGGUCGAUACUACUGUGGAAAUGGCGCAAAAGGUGGGUUCAGCAGAAAUGAUUGCACGAAUAGUAGAUGAUCUGAAAGAUGAAAAUGAAUUGUAUCGGAAGAUGGUUAUGGAAACAAUUGAAAAUAUUGUCUCAUUGAUGGGAGCAAAUGAAAUCGAUGCACGCUUGGAGGAACAGCUUAUUGAUGGUAUUGUAUAUGCCUUCCAGGAACAAACGCAGGAAGAUGCAGUAAUGUUGGAUGGAUUUGGUACAGUUUGCAAGGGUUUGGGUCGGCGUACAAAACCAUAUCUUCCUCAGAUCUGUGGUACUAUACUGUGGCGUCUUAAUAACAAAUCUGCUAAAGUUCGACAGCAGGCUGCUGAUUUGAUAGCCAAGCUCGCUCCAGUUAUGAAUAUUUGUCAAGAAGAAAAGCUUAUGGGGCAUUUGGGUGUUGUUUUGUAUGAGUAUCUUGGUGAAGAAUACCCAGAAGUGCUGGGAUCGAUUUUGGGUGCUCUAAAAGCAAUUGUUAACGUUAUUGGUAUGACAAAGAUGACACCACCAAUUAAAGACCUUCUGCCACGUUUGACGCCAAUUUUAAAGAAUCGACAUGAAAAAGUACAAGAGAACUGUAUUGAUCUAGUUGGUCGCAUUGCUGAUCGUGGAAGUGAAUUUGUAUCAGCUCGGGAAUGGAUGCGAAUAUGCUUCGAAUUAUUGGAAUUAUUGAAGGCUCAUAAAAAGUCGAUUCGUCGCGCGGCAAUUAAUACGUUUGGAUACAUUGCAAAGGCAAUUGGUCCUCAUGAUGUUUUGGCGACACUUCUUAACAAUCUCAAGGUGCAGGAACGCCAACUUCGUGUAUGCACCACAGUUGCUAUUGCUAUUGUGGCUGAAACAUGUGCUCCUUUUACUGUGCUGCCAGCUAUAAUGAAUGAGUACCGUGUUCCGGAGAUCAACGUACAGAAUGGAGUUCUUAAGGCGCUCUCCUUUAUGUUUGAGUACAUUGGAGAAAUGGCCAAAGAUUAUAUAUACGCAGUCACUCCUCUUUUAGUAGAUGCUCUGAUGGAGAGAGAUAUUGUACACCGGCAAAUAGCAAUGGAUGCUGUUGCGCAUUUAACUUUAGGUGUUUAUGGUUUUGGCUGUGAAGAUGCAUUAAUCCACAUUUUCAAUUAUGUAUGGCCGAAUAUGCUUGAAAACUCACCACAUGUAAUACAACGGUUUGUUUUUGCCUGUGAUGCCAUGCGUGUAUCGCUUGGCCCAAUCAAAGUACUUCAGUACUGUCUUCAAGCUCUAUGGCAUCCAGCAAGAAAAGUUCGCGAGCCAAUUUGGAAGGUCUUCAACAAUUUGAUUUUGGGUUCUCAAGAUGCUUUGGUUUCUGGAUACCCGCGAGUACCUAAUACUGAAAGGAAUAAUUUUGUGAGAUAUGAGCUUGAUUAUGUACUUUAG
Messenger RNA from Loa loa (African eye worm), 4085 nucleotides. RefSeq lists its product as hypothetical. Lineage: Eukaryota; Metazoa; Nematoda; Chromadorea; Rhabditida; Onchocercidae. Gene Ontology annotation, biological process: spliceosomal complex assembly. The record is from RefSeq and is a predicted model, not a curated record. Bases 69 to 4085 code for a protein of 1338 amino acids. The transcript is spliced from 26 exons. Gene Ontology annotation, cellular component: U2 snRNP; catalytic step 2 spliceosome; U2-type prespliceosome. Gene Ontology annotation, molecular function: mRNA binding.